Molecule: messenger RNA, 835 nt
Organism: Centruroides sculpturatus (bark scorpion)
Lineage: Eukaryota; Metazoa; Arthropoda; Arachnida; Scorpiones; Buthidae
Product: Down syndrome cell adhesion molecule-like protein 1 homolog
Exons: 2
Coding region: 307-669 (120 amino acids)
Source: RefSeq, a predicted model, not a curated record
ACCUAUCAAUAACUAAAUAAUUAUUAAUUAUGAUUUAUUAUCAAUAUUAAUAAUUAAAAUUGAUUCAGUUUAAAAUGAUGUAUCAUGUCGAAAAAUUUAUAAAUGGUUAUGAAUAGUGUUUUGUUGAUACUUCUACUUUUUGGCGCUGUGUGGCGUUUAGUGUAUAAUGCUGUAGAAAAGUGUCUUUACUCAUUGUAUAUCUAUGCUGUGUUCUUUUGCAUUUUACGAGUUGCAGUUUGAAUUGCUUUUGGAGUUUUACCUUUCCUUGUCAUCUUUUCGCAAAAUCAAUUACAAAUUACAACAUAAAUGGCUUUUAACAUCUAUUGGAUAACAAUAUCUACUUUGUGCAUAGUCGGCAUAGUGAAGAAUCAAGAUAUUCCUAAAAUUGCUCCAUUUUCCUUUCCUCCCAAUUUAAAAAUUGGAGAUAUAGGAAGCGUAACAUGUUCUGUAACCUCUGGCAGCCGACCAUUAAAAUUUCAAUGGAAAAAAGAUCAUAUCGAUAUUAACGAAAAUACAAACGUAGCAGUGCUUACACAUUCAGAUUUAUCAGCAGUAUCAAUAAAAUCUAUUAAAGAAGAAAAUAUCGGAAACUAUACUUGCACAGUUUCAAAUAAAUAUGGUUCAAAUAGCUACAUGACAAGAUUAGAAGUUCCAAGUAAGUUAAUUUAAAGAUUAGUUAGAUAUAAAUAGCUAAUAUAAAUUAUGACAUUGUUUCUUUAUUCACUUAAGUACCGCCAACGUGGAAAAUUGAACCAAAAGAUAUCGAAAUUGUUAAAGAUGAUAAUGUAACUAUAAAAUGUGAAGCAAAUGGCUUUCCAACACCAAAAAUGGAAUG